Molecule: messenger RNA, 531 nt
Organism: Fomitiporia mediterranea MF3/22
Lineage: Eukaryota; Fungi; Basidiomycota; Agaricomycetes; Hymenochaetales; Hymenochaetaceae
Exons: 3
Coding region: 1-531 (176 amino acids)
Source: RefSeq, a predicted model, not a curated record
AUGGCCGAAGUGGUGGUCUUGGCUUGGCAUGUCGAGACUCGACGCUGCCGUCCGGAGACAGGAAUCAAAACUUUCGCCGAUGUCACUGUGACCCCGCAACUUGUCUUCCGACUCACGCGCGAUUGCUACUCGAUUACAAGAAAGAUGAUCACUGGGAAAUCUGACUCUCCUCCUCCAGCAUACUCUGCAAUUCCCUCCAUCGACUCAACUGAACCUUCUGCCGAGCAACAAUCCGCGUCAACGUCUCAUUUGCAUCUUGCGACGACUUCAUGCGCCAAUGAGGCCGCUAUAUUAAAUGCUACGUUUCCGCAACAGCAUCCACACAGGGCCUAUGGGCCAACACCCAUACCUCAGCAGUUGGAGCGAGGCGUUCUUUUACCCUAUUAUGACCCACAGUCGCCGUACGCCAUGCAGCAGGCGGUUUCUCGUGCUCGGUGGCGGUUCUUUGGUGCAUUUCUCUGGGCACUUGGGAUAUGGGUUGCAUUCGGGCUCGUGACGGGUGGAAUUGUAAUUGAUAUUCGACGACCUUGA